Messenger RNA from Durio zibethinus, 693 nucleotides. Lineage: Eukaryota; Viridiplantae; Streptophyta; Magnoliopsida; Malvales; Malvaceae. The record is from RefSeq and is a predicted model, not a curated record.
AUGCGAACCACAGUAGAUGAGAAUAAAAAAUUUUCUGGCUUUAUAGCUGAUAAACUGAACAAGUCUUCAUCAAAGAUCUGUGUUUGCCUUCCACAAAAGGGUGUUUCUGCAUUAGAUGCAUCAGGGCAGCCCUUCUAUGAUCCUGAGGCUACUGGUACUCUCUUAAAUGAACUGAAGAGACUUGUUCAGAUAAAUGAAGACCGACAGGUAAAGAUGUAUCCUUACCAUAUCAAUGACCCUGAGUUUGCGGAUGCAUUGGUUGACUCAUUUUUGGAGAUCUGUUUGAAGAAUCCUACAGAUUGUAGUCUUCCUCAGGUUGCUUCGUCUGAGUCCAGUCAGGACCUUCAAAAGGGUCAUGACUACAAUGUGAACUCAUCGAACUCUGGGACCCUUACCUAUAGCCCAAGCAACUUCCCUGAUGCAAGACCAGUUUGGGUUAUUCACGAGGGAGCCUUGUCUUUCGUAGAAAAAACUUUACAAAGAACUCAAGGAAUAUUGCAGCAACUCGGAGAUCAAAUAUCUAAAGGACUGCCCAUAGUUGGAGCUGGUGCAGGGACUGGAAUAUCAGCAAAAUUUGAGGAGGCUGGUGGUGUUGAUUUGCUAGUUUUGUACAAUUCAGGACGUUUUUGUAUGGCAGGAAGCGGUUCUUUGGCAUGCUUAUUACCCUUUGCUGAUGCAAAUGCUAUAGUCUAG